UCCUGAUGGAAUAAACCACCGCUGAGAAAGUUGUUGCCUACUCAGACAGAUUAUUGCAAGAAUCUUGCUGUAUUCUGAAAUUAGUGAAAAAUGACCAACCAGUCUCUUCAUGUCAACAUUGACAAGUGGAUUGCUGAAAAUGAGAGUUCAUUUCUACCACCUGUAUGCAACAAAUUAAUGUUCUUUUAUCAACUGAAUAUUAUGUAUGUUGGUGGUCCAAAUGUAAGGAAGGAUUAUCACAUUGAAGAAGGGGAAGAGCUCUUUUACCAGGUGAGGGGUGACAUGGUUUUGAAAGUGAUAGAGAACGGCAAGCAUAAAGACAUACACAUUCGAGAAGGAGAGAUGUUCCUGCUUCCAGCACGGAUUCCCCACUCUCCUCAGAGAUACGCAAACACAGUAGGGCUGGUCGUGGAGAGGAGGAGGCUUCGCUCUGAGACAGAUGGCCUCAGGUACUUUGUGGAUAAUAGUACAGAUGUCUUGUUUGAACGUUGGUUCUACUGUGAGAACCUGGGAACCCAACUUAUUCCCAUCAUCAAAGAGUUUAUGGAUUCCAAACAGAAUAAAACAGGAAAGCCUGAUCCAGCUGAACCCAUCAAGCCAACCCCAUACCCACUAAACACAAUGAAGGUGAUGGCACCGUUCUGCUUCAGAGAGUGGAUGGACAAGCAGAAGCCUGCCCUGGCCAGUGGUCAGCCGGUGGAUAUGUUUGGAGCACAGUUUGAGACUGAGACGUUUCUCUUUGGUCCUGGGACAUCUGGAACCUCUAGGAGAAAAACUGAUGGCUGGAUCUGGCAACUGGAGGGGUCCUCCAGCAUCUUCAUGAAUGGCAAGGAGUACAACCUGUCCAUAGGGGAUUGUUUUCUUAUUUUUGGAGAGACAGAGUAUCAGUGGAAACGAUCACAAGAUUGUGUCGCUUUGUAUGUUGCCCAAGACCCAGAACGGAAGAGACCCUACUGAGA
This is a messenger RNA of Sinocyclocheilus grahami, 959 nucleotides long. RefSeq names its product 3-hydroxyanthranilate 3,4-dioxygenase-like. Gene Ontology annotation, biological process: quinolinate metabolic process; 'de novo' NAD+ biosynthetic process from L-tryptophan. Bases 91 to 957 code for a protein of 288 amino acids. Gene Ontology annotation, molecular function: 3-hydroxyanthranilate 3,4-dioxygenase activity; iron ion binding. The transcript has 10 exons. The record is from RefSeq and is a predicted model, not a curated record. NCBI's taxonomy places the organism in Eukaryota, Metazoa, Chordata, Actinopteri, Cypriniformes, Cyprinidae. Gene Ontology annotation, cellular component: cytoplasm.